AUGAAAACCUCACUUCUUCAACUCGAGAGAUCUUAUCUAGAAGCCAUUACGGAAUUUGGGGAACAUUCUUAAAAAACCCAAGGAACACGUAUCAGGCUUAUUGAAAUGCUUAACUAAACAGGCAGAUAUCUACUUUUUCAAAAGCUUAGCGGGGAGAAGUAUCUCUAAAGAGCUAUAGAAUUAACCAAAUUGCUAAAUAUGGAAGAACAACUUAUGGUUAAAUAUUAAACAUAUAUGUAUUAUGCUGAGUACCUUGAAAGCAAAAAGAAUUAUAGUAUGGCGUAUAAUUUAUUGGUACAGUUAAUUCCUUUAGCAAUGACAAAUGAAAGGAAUAUUAUAAUGAUAUAAAUUCAAAUUCUUAAUCAUAUAAUUGAAAAUGGAAGAGUGUGUAAAAAAAAUAAUAUUACACAAUUAAAUGAAUAAUUGUUAAAUUUAAUGGAGUAGAUUGGACUUAGUUUUUAUUUGUAUAAAGAAUUUCCAAAUAAGUUUCAAAUAAUUUUAUUAUAAGCAUUAUCAUUCUAAGCAAAAAUAUACUAGAAAUAAAAUAAGGAUAAAGAGGCAACAUAACUCUUUUUUUAGUCUUUUCAUCUUUCUGAAGAAUUGCUGGGAUUUAAUGAUAAGAGAACAUAAGAAUAUAAAAAGUAAUAUGAGUUAUUGAGCGAUAAAAUAUCAGUAAAUUUAGAAAUUUAGAGUCAAGAAGAAGAAGAGGAGGAUAAAAUAUAGAAAAUUCAAAAUUCUCAGAAAGAAGAAAAGAAUAUUUUAUCUUUUAGGGGCAAAAAUACUUAUAUAAAUAAUUAUAUUAUAAAUGUAGAUUCUGCCAGGGCACCAAAAUUAGCCAAAAAGAUAGAUAAGACUAAAAUUGAGAAACCUAUUAUUAGUUAAAGAGCUCCACCUAAGUUUAAUGAAUAGUAAAUACAAUAGUUAUUUAUCUUAAAAAACCAAAUUAAAAGACCAUUGAGUUCGUAAGGAACUUCUAAAAUGACAAGUCCAACUAGAUGUUAUUCAAUAUUUUCAAAGAACAAUAUGGACAAAAUAUAAAAUAGAACUCCCUCUGUAGAAUAAAGCUUAAUAAAAUAACUGGAGACUGCCUAACCUAAAGAUAGAUUUAAUGAUCUCAUACUUAAUAGACCUCAAUAUGAAGAAGUGAGGAAAUAUGAAAUUGUCAAAGCUAUAUAAUAAAGAAAAAGCAAAUAAAUAGCCUCCAAUUAUGUAAUUUAGUUUAUCCCUCCGUCUCAAUCAUCAAGGCCAUAAAUUAGAGAACCCUCCAAUACUAAUAUUCUGUAUAAAGUAGAUAGCAGGAAACUUUCAAGUAAUCCAAGCAAUUCUAAUAUUGAAAGAUUUUCUCAAAGGAAAAUUCCAACAAAUGACAUACAACCCACUCAAAGUAAUAUUAGAUUGGGUAGUAGAAUCAAUUUGACAAACGAAAUGGAUGAUGAAAACAUUAAGUAAUAGGAGGAUGACCAAAUUCAUUCAUUUGAAGAAGAUCCUAAGAAAGUGAUAACACAUUCAGAUCCAAUAAUAGCAAAAUUUCUAGAGAAACAUCCAAUUGAGGUUUUGUUAGAAGCUGUUGAUAGAAUCAAGGUCAAAAUGAAACACCAUAUCUAUUAUUCUAGAAUGAGAAGAAACGACAUCGAAUUGAAACAAAAUGAAAUCUAGCCUAUCAAAUUACAUCCACAUACUAAACACUUUACAAGAUCAAAUACUUAUGGACUUGAAAUUAUUGGUAUUGUUGAAAAAAAAAUAUUAGAAAAUGAAGCUAGCAAAGUUAUAAAUAAAUUAAUAUCUCCAGCAAAUUAAUUGGACUGGUCUCCUAUUCAUUUUUAUAAUAAGCUAUUUACAGAUAAUGAAACAUCGAAAUGGGUAUUGUAGAAUCCUAAAAUUACAGUCUAAAUCCUAUAAAAGUCAUAGGAUAGAUAAUAAUACCAAUAACUCAGUGUAGAUUUAUUUUAUGCAAUAAUAUAAAAUUAAAAAAAGUCUACAACAAUUUAAUUGAUAGCCUCGAUAGAACUAUCAAAUCACAUUAGAAAGUUUUAAGUCAGAUUCAUAAUUGAUUCUUUAGCUGAGCAUUACAAAGAGAUUUCUAGUUAUGAAGACAUGAUGGAUCUUUUUAAUUAAUUAACUAAAAUUUAUUUCAUUUAAGAAAAUUUGUUAAAUGAGUGGAAAGAAGAAAAUCGAUAAUAUACAUUAUAUGUAGUAAAAUAAAAGUAGAUUCAAGAUUCAACAAUUAAAAACUUCUCUGAAAACCACAAUGAAUCGUAAAAAAUAGACUAUUAUUAGGAUUUACUCUAAAAAAUUCUAUUUUAUGUAAGGAGAAAGAGUUAUGUUAAGACAAUUAAUGGAUUUAAGUUUAAAUCAGAAACUUAAGAACUUUAAGAAUCGAUUAAAAUAUAUAAUAAUGAGAUAUACCAAUAAAAAAAUUAGAGAAUUAAAUCUUACUUCUAAUACAGAGAUCUCAAUAUGACUUGCAAGGUUCAAGAAUCAACAAAGUAAUUAGCAAUAAGUUACAGAAAAUAAAUGUAGGACAAACAUAUCAUUAUUCAUGAAGAUACCUAAUAUAGCCUUCUAAAUGAUAGUGAUGCAUAAUAAGUGUAUUAGAGAGGAUAUGAUUUUUAAUAACAAUCUAGAAUAAAUAAUAACUUGGUUAGAGAUAAUGAAAAAUUAUCAAAAUAGAAUUCUAGCGAUACACCUUAUUCUAAAUUUAGGCUAUAAUCGAUAAAAUAAAAUGGUGGAAUAUCUUAAUAAUAGUUUGAAAACUAAGCAGAAUUGAAUGAAAUAUUUUCACUUGAAACUUAAGAUUAUCUUUAAAGAUAUUUUACUGAGUUCAAAUUAAAUGUCCCUCCAAUUAAUUAUUAUCCAACAUCAAGUAAUUUAUCAUAAAAAUCAUUAAUCUAAUCUCAUUAUUACUUUAAAAAAGAGUAUCUUAGUGUAAAAUGUAAAAAAUUGAGUUACAAGCCCAUACAUUCUGACAAUUAUUUAAUUUAAACUUAAAUUGUAAAACUUGAUAAAUAAUUCUACUACUUGACUCUAACUAAUAAAUUAAAAUUAGAAUAAAUUUUAUGUAAAGAUAAAUGGGAAGAUGAAUUAGACAUUUAACUAAAAGAAUUGAUCAAUUAUUCAAUUGGCAGAACUGGAUACAUUAUUGAUAUUAUUAAAUUACAAGAGAAAUUGUAAUAAAAAUUGGAAAUCGUUAAUUGUAAGAUUUAACUAAAUUAAGAAGAGUCAGAUGAUCUAUUGAUCAAGAAGAACCUAAAGUUAUUUAGAUAAAAUAAGAAACUAUACUAUGUUAAAGAAGCUAUCUAAUUUAUAGAGGACGGAUUAAAAGAAAUUUCUCAAGAUAGUGUAAAUAUAGAAGAUGAAUGUAUAGAUCAUAUGCCUUUAUAAAAAAGAGAUCCAGUAAUAGAUAUCAUCUUCUUGAUUGGAGUUAUGUAAAAUAAUUCAUAUGUGAAAUAUGAUGCUCAUUUGAAAAAUUGCGAAUUACUUAAGCAUAUAGAUGGAAAAUUAAUGUUUGCAGAACCAGAUCAACCCAGAAAACCAAAAUUUCCAAUAAGAUUGAUAUUAUCACAUGAAGACAUGAACAAACAUAUCGCUAGAAUGAAUGAGAAUACAAUAAGUAGUAAAGAUAUAUUACUAUUUCCUCAUUUUAAUUCUCUAUUUUUAUUUAAAUAGACAUAAUUUAAUUACAAAACCAUAAAGAUGAAAUUAGAAAUCUCAUCAGAUUUUAAUAAAUUACAUAAAGAUAUUAGAAACAACUCAGCAAAAGCCCGACUAUUUAUUUAUAAAAACAAUAAUAAUAAACAUGUGAUCUAUUUAAAUUCUUAACAAACAGAGAGGUGGAUUCAUGCUUUUUAGAUUGAUGGAAGAAUACAAGAUAUUCUAUUUAGCUAUAAAACAAUGAUGAAGAAAACGUUAACCGGAAGGAAGUUAUAAAAAAAUGAAAAUAGAUAAUCAAUAUCUAAGGAUAUUAGAUUCUUACUUAUAUAGGAUAAAUUGGUUAGUACUAAAUAAUAUUUUAUUCAAAGUAAAAUUUCAGAUUUGGGAUAAGUAUUUGUAACUGGAAUUGUAUUUUAAGAUUUGCUAUUAGUUAAAGUUAUGCCAAUUGGAUAUAAAACUAAGGUUCACAUUUUUCUUUACGCAAUCUUGGAUAGUGAUGUCAUUAAAUUAUUGAAAUAAUUGUGUAAGAAUUUCAUUUUGAAAUCAACCUAUACAUAUUCGAAAUUAUAUUUAGUACCUAUUACCCAAAACCUAAUUCGUAAAAAAUACCUAUUGGGAAACUAAUUUGGUGAUAAUCACUUUUUAAUUGGAUAGAAAUCUUACUCAAGAGUGAUUUAUAAAUAGGUUAAGAAAAUAGAUAAAAAUUAUUUUAUUAUAACAGUAACAUUAUUGAAGAAUUAUUUUCAGAUAUACUUUUACAAUUAGGGCAAUUGUAGAAAAUUUUAUUACACAAUCCAUAGAUCAGAUUUUUUAAUAAUGAAUUAGUACUUUUUGGAUUCAAUUUUUCCAGAGUAACCUAAAGAAGUAAUGGAAUAGUUGUUUAGGAAUUGGAGAUUCAAAGAAAUUUCAAAGAUUCAUUCUCUAAUCAUAAAAGCACCUGAAACAUUUAAAAAUAGAACUGAAUAGUAUAUAAAAACAAUAAAGGAUACUAAAAAAUAUUUCAAAAGAUCUGCUACUUCAAGUAUGUAAAGCGUUAAUAAUUUAAUGAGAUCAUCUACUUUGUAGUUGAAUAAUAUGUAAGAGAAUUCAUUUGAAGAAAGCCUUAAUAAGGGUUGUUGGUUAUUUGAUACAGUGUUACUACGUAAUUAAGAGAGCAUAUUUGAGAAAAAGAUAUGGUUGGAGAUCUUAAAAUAGAUGAGUAUCAAUAACAAUUAAAUCACUGUCGACACUUUCAAAACAACUUUGAAUGAAUUAGUGUAUUCAAAUGAUAGACUCUGCAACUUUUUAUGUUACAUUCCAUGCCAAGAAAUUUAGCAAUCAUUUCGUUGGCAACCGAUUAGGUUAAGAAUCUAUGAGUAUGAUACUUGUAAAGGUGUAGAUAUCCCUUUGAGAAUAAGAGGAAAGCAAGUCUAAAUCUAUAAAUAAUGCAAUGUAAUUUUAGAGAAUUAUUUACAUUCUAAAAUUUUGCCAGGCAAUCAAGAAAUUAUGAAAGUCAAUAAAAAUAAUGAUAAUCAAUUAAUAAAAUAUCAAUUACUUUACAAGGGUGCAUUUAUGAAGCAUAAGAUGUUAUUCAUGGCUAUAUAUUUCACUAAUGAUAUGUUUCAUGUUUGUAUUUAGAGUCGCGUAUCUCAAAUAAUUCGAAAGUUGGACAUCAUUUAGGUUGAAUUGAAGAUCCCUCACAUUAGGUAGCUUUUGACUUUGAAUCCUUAUGAAGCAGGAAGAAGAAUUAGUCUAAUCUAUAGAAAUAAUUUCAUCAAUGCUUCAUUCUUGAAUUUGUGA
Molecule: messenger RNA, 5430 nt
Organism: Paramecium tetraurelia
Lineage: Eukaryota; Ciliophora; Oligohymenophorea; Peniculida; Parameciidae
Exons: 1
Source: RefSeq, a predicted model, not a curated record